ACUCAGGUUAAUAAUCCUUUGGGUAGUGAUAGCCGAAGAGGAACACAGAGUUAUGCGUUAUGCCUCAUCAAACACGUUAGUCGCUGGCUUCAUUGACUCCAACAGUUGAAUUCAAGAAUGUGACUGUUUGCUUAUUUAAGAGGAGAGUUUGGUUAAGUGCAGGUAACCCUGGAUUGUCUUGAUUCGAAAGCCUGGAUUUUUUUGCAAAAGACUGUUUACAGAAUGUGAAUCAAGCUUGAUAAAAAGAGGAAAGAAUAAUUUCACGUGGAUUCUAAGUCAACCGUUGGGAAAUAAACAAAUAUAAUGGCGGCAGAAUCAACCGCGGAAGCAGUAAUUAAGUCGAUUUUUAUGGCUCUUUUCAUUAUUUCUGCCCUUGUUGGAAACACGUUAGUGUGCGUUGCGAUAAGGAAAAAUAAAAGACUCCAAACUUUGACAAAUUAUUAUGUUUUCAACCUAGCUGUAGCUGAUUUUCUUUAUGGCCUUACUGGAAUGCCUAUGAUUUUAAUAACAUCAAUAGCGGGCGAGUGGAUUCUUGGUGACGCCCUAUGUCAGGUGAGUGGUACCCUCACAACACUGUUUGUAUUGGUUUCCAUUUGGACAAUGUGCUUGAUCGGUGUUAACAGAUACUUUGCUGUAGGAAGGUCAACAUCCUAUAAGUCUAUUUACAAAAAGAAGCGAGUACUGAUGAGUAUAGGUGCAGUUUGGGUGAUCGCUACCGUCGUUUCCAUCGCCCCCCAGUUUGGUUGGAGCAGCAUCCGACAAGGGGACAAUUUCUGCACAAUCAAUGGCAAAGAUGAGAUUUCAUAUUCAAUUUUCGUCAUCUUGUUCGCAUACCUUGCUCCUCUUCUCGUUCUUACCUGCCUCUACACGAAAAUAUUUGUUAUUUUACGGAAUCACGAAAAAACUAUGGUAGGAAUGAGGAGUGGAAGUCAACGAGCGUAUUCUGAAAAUGAUGGGGACUCCAUCGAUAUGAGUAGCGCUUACAAAGUAGAAAUUGAAAAAGCCACAAGCCUGCCACGAGACGUGGUAUUUGAUAAAACUCUGGCUCAAAGUAGCCCAGAAAAGCAAAUUAACAAAUACACCGCUGAUCAAAAUAACACAACAAAGAAUGGACCUGUACUCCAGAACGGGGGUGAGGUCAAUUCAAACAGAGACUCGUUUGCCGAUGUUUCCACCGCGCCAGCCAACACUGUGGAGGGAAGUGCCACGGAUUCCGUUGCCGAAGAACCGCCUGCCGAACACGGGAAUGACAUAGAGAAAUUCGAAAAUGCCGAUGGUUCAAAGUUAGCCACCGCGUCUGGCGAGGAGACUCCAAGGACAGCUUCUGAUUCUGGUGUAGCGCUGAUGUUGAACAACAAGCAAGGACAACCUACGGUAACAUAUCACGCAGACGUAGAGAAUUUGAACGAGACGCAACAGCCGCGUAAGACACGAACUCUAAGCGGUCUUGCAAACGCUCUUAAGUUAAGACGUUCGAGAACAAGUAAAAAGAUUAGAAAAUUCAAAAUGGAGGCAAGAAUAACAAAAAUGUUGUUCGUUGUGGUAGCUGUUUUCUUUCUUUGCUGGACACCAUUGGCUUUGGCCGCUGCGCUGUAUGCCUUCGGCGCAGAACCCAAGAAUUUCAACUUUUUUAGUUUUAGUUUUGUGAUUGCAUCAAUCAAUUCAAUUUGCAACCCAAUUAUCUAUGCUUUUAUGAAUAAGCUAUUUCGCAAAGCUUUUAAGAACUUGUUCACAAGCUGCCGUAUGAUGAACAAUGACUCUCAAGAGACAAGUUGAUCAACUGCACGUGAGCUUUGGUUCUGGAAUAACUGAGUCAGUUUUACCGUAAGCUGGCAAAAAUCCAGGUUCCUCAAGAUGUUAGCGGUGUCCAGAAUGUAAAAGCCAAUUUGAUUGAUAAAGAAAAUCGCUAGAUAUUAGAUGAAAAAUGGGAGCAGAUCAUUUUAAUAGUGUUUUGAAAUACAUUUUAGGCAACUUUUAUGUGUGUUAACGAAGGUAUUUCUCAAGGAACACAAAGAUUACUCAUUGCUUUGCUACAUUUGCAUGUGGAAGCGUUACUGUUUUAACUUUAUUUACAUCGGGGCUCACAUGAUAUGCACGCAUGUUUUAUUCGAAUUUUCAUGUCUACUUCCAGUGGCGUAACGGGGGUAUCUGGGCCCUAAGGAACAAACGUAGACCUGAGGCCCCUAUAUACGGACUGCAAGAAAGUCCCAUCCGGUCCCCUUCAAGGGUGUAGAGCAUUUCAAACACAAAAAAUAUGUAAAAGUGAUAAGUGUUUUGUUAACUAGGGAGAGCUGAGUUAUUAAAGCUUCAGCUGAAGAGCUUUGAAAGUUUUUGAAAAUGACUUGAAAGUGACCGUAGUCGUUGAAUAUCAUUGAUAUAAAUAUCAUUUGAGGGCCACCUUUGGUCAGGUUAUCUGCUCUAAACUGUGUUACGCCACUGUCAAAUAGAACAUGCUGGUUUGAUACUAGCUAGCUACCCUUUACCAGUUAAAUUUCUUUGAUGUAAAUGUGUCAGGGACCUUAUACCCUAGAUACCAGUUACUAAGGUCUUACUGAUUGAUCAAGGCUGACAACUCUAAAUUCUUUUAGCUGGCUUUUAUAUUUCAAUGUCCAAGUGGUUCCGUGAGAGUUCAUGAAGUUAGCUCAAGUCGCACACACAUUAAUUAAACAUUUCAUUCAAGACUGCUUUAACACAAGAUAUCAGCCGAAAUUCGUGUAAUAUCCCGCACCUUAACAAGUUCUGUGUAAAUAUUUUUAACUUAUAUGAAACAUGCAAACAUGCAGCUAACGUAAAUGUAAGAUUUGCAGUUGAAAGUAAUCAGAAAUUAUGUCACUGUGGUAGCAGCUUUUGCCGUUUUUAGAAGUAAAUAAUGUCUUUAUGUAAGGAUCCGGUGCUCUGGGGGACGACCAUACUAUGACCCAGUUCCCAGUACUCUGUUUUCCAAUUUUUCCAUUUUCGAAUGACACUGCGAAUAUCAAGUAAAUCCGUUUUCCAGGGUAUUAACGGGAACGAUGAUGCAAAAACGGAUUCAUUCACCACCGCUUCCGUACAAAAACAGAGUAAUGGAAACAGGGCCUAUACUUAUUAUUUUUCUUAACACUGCAUUCAGUUGUUAGUUUUUCUAUAUAUUCACCGAUAUCAAGCGUGACGUCAGCAAGUAACUUUUCAAUUCGCAAUGUUAUUUCAGAUUUUUCUGUCCAAAUUCCAAAAAAAGAUCUGAAAUAGGUAUGUGUGCGUGUACUGGUGAUCAGUGUACCACCCCGUGCUUAUCUAAGUCUUGCGUUUGCUGGAUUCUGAUAUUUCUCGAUAACCCCUGCCCUCUUAUUAUCACCCCAGUCCUUAACAACUUGUCGGUGAUUUCCCAUGUCAGCCAGGCUUAUCGUCUCCAGGCCACAACUUAGAUCAGUACAUUCUUGAAAACCAACUUAUAACAAAUAUGUUCACACUGAACUGUGAAAUUUUGCCCUGAGCCCAAAGCUUAAUUAAAUUUUGGUGCCUGUUAAUUACUGGUUUAAAGGAAAGUCUUGCUCAGGAUAUGUAAUCUUUUACAGUUUUCCGCUAGAAAAUUAGUCAAAGUUUUACAAGGAAAUCGCUAUUACUGAGACAGUCAUUUUACUAAACUGUUUCGUAUCCAUGGUACUUUUUCUUUGUAACGUAGGUAUAUGGGUUGACAUGACACGACUGUGUUAGAGACAGUUAAAAGGGUUUUCAGUUAACCGUUUCCGUGAAGUUUUAUGACAACGAAGAUAGUAAGCAACUUAGAUCCAACUUUAAUAAGAUCAAAGCAUGCAGUAUGCGGACAGCGCCUGCAAAUUGACGUUGUUUCGCCCUAGUCACUGAAUAGAGAUUCUAUAUCAAUAACGCGUGAUUACGUUAUGAUUCAUCCGCCCGCAAGUCUUUCCUUCAUCCCAGAAAUUGACCUUAGUCCGUAGCCAACUUGAAUCAUUUACCCAUAAAACCGAAAUUUAUAUUUAAAACCCCUUAAGUUGUCUACCCGAUACCAACCCCUUUAAUUUGUUUCCGAUAGGAUGAAGCUAAAUGGACAGUUCUUUAUAUAUUUCCCUUAGUUUGCGGUAUAUUGAGAAAAGUGUUUUGCCGGUUCCAAAUAGUAACUUUUAUUUUUUAUUGAUUUAAAGGUAAUGUUGAUUAAUGUAUACAUUCAAAUGUUGAAAGCUAUAUAAAUGUUAUUAUUUGAUAAACAGAACAAUGACCCCCUGGA
Rhopilema esculentum is the source of this 4219-nucleotide messenger RNA. Its product is annotated as dopamine receptor D2. Gene Ontology annotation, cellular component: plasma membrane. Gene Ontology annotation, molecular function: G protein-coupled receptor activity. The record is from RefSeq and is a predicted model, not a curated record. NCBI's taxonomy places the organism in Eukaryota, Metazoa, Cnidaria, Scyphozoa, Rhizostomeae, Rhizostomatidae. Gene Ontology annotation, biological process: G protein-coupled receptor signaling pathway.